AAUAUAGUGAAGAAGUAGUAGUUUCAAGAGAGAGAGAGAGAGAAAAAAAGAGUAUUCAUUGUUAUCAGCUUUUGUUUUAAUCAAAAUCAAUUCGAACGGGUAACCAUCGCAGUUUGUUAAAUUCUCCUCGAUCGCGACCGACUCUAAAGCUUAAAAUCGAUCCUUCGAAAAGGAUACAAAGAGAAAAAGAAAAGAAAGGGGAAAGGAAAGAAAAUAGAAAGGAAAUAAUAAAAGGAGACGCGUUAUUAUCGUAAACAAGGAUGAAACUCAUCGUCGUUUUGUUCGUUUGUCUCUUCGAGACAACUCUCGUUCAUUGCGGGAAACGACCGAGUUUCGUUUCCGACGAAAUGAUCGCUACUGCGGUUAGCGUUGUGAAUGCUUGUCAAACACAGACAGGAGUGGCUACAGCCGACAUCGAAGCGGUGAGAAAUGAUAAGUGGCCGGAGACGCCUGAAUUAAAGUGUUACAUGUAUUGCCUUUGGGAACAAUUUGGUCUAAUCGACGAUAAAGGGGAAUUAAAUUUGAAUGGUAUGCUAACUUUUUUCCAAAGAAUCCCAGCUUAUAGAGCAGAAGUUUUAAAAGGCAUUAGCGAUUGCAAGCUGAUUGGUAAAUACCUGGCUCAGGGUGAUAAGUGUCAAUAUGCGUACGAAUUCAAUAUGUGUUACGCUAAAAUAUCACCAAGAACCUAUUAUCUAUUCUAAUGAAUUUUCAUCAAUUGAAGUGCAUGAUGACCAAAGAUAUAUAUACACAUACAUACAUAUAUAUAUAUAUAUAUAUAUAUAUAUAUAUAUAUAUAAAAUGAAAAUAUUAAAGAAACGAUAUCGCCGAAUGUGUUGAGAUUUAUACAAUCAAGUGAUUUUACAUUCUCAUAUAACUGUCCUGUAUACACCGUAAAUUGUACUACUUUAUAAAAUGUCUUAAAAAAAAAUAAAUCCUCUCUAAUAAUUGCA
Molecule: messenger RNA, 950 nt
Organism: Vespula pensylvanica (western yellowjacket)
Lineage: Eukaryota; Metazoa; Arthropoda; Insecta; Hymenoptera; Vespidae
Gene: Obp10
Product: general odorant-binding protein 69a-like
Exons: 6
Coding region: 261-701 (146 amino acids)
Molecular function (GO): odorant binding
Source: RefSeq, a predicted model, not a curated record